AUGCUGGGCAUCACCGUCCUCGCCUCACUCCUGGCCUGCGCCUCCAGCUGCGGGGUCCCCAAAGUCCCCCCCAGCCUGUCAGCCAGGGUAGUGGGAGGAGAAGACGCAGUGCCCCACAGCUGGCCCUGGCAGAUCUCGCUGCAGUACCUCAAGGAUGACACGUGGAGGCACACAUGUGGUGGGACCCUCAUCUCUGCCAACUACGUUCUCACUGCUGCCCACUGCAUCAGCGACACCCUGACCUACCGUGUGGCCCUGGGGAAGAACAGCCUGGUGGUGGAAGACGAGGCCGGUUCCGUGGUCGUGGGGGUGGAGACCAUCCACGUCCAUGAGAAAUGGAACUCUUUCCUGGUGCGCAACGACAUUGCGCUCAUCAAGCUGGCAGAGCCCGUGCAGCUCAGUGAUACCAUCCAGGAGGCCUGCCUCCCGGAGGAGGGCUCCGUGCUGCCCCACGACUACCCCUGCUACGUCACCGGCUGGGGCCGCCUUUGGACCAACGGCCCCAUCGCCGAUGAGCUACAGCAAGGCCUGCUGCCUGUGGUGGACCAUGCCACAUGCUCCCGAUGGGACUGGUGGAGCUUCAUGGUGACAAACAACAUGGAGUGCGCAGGAGGCGACGGUGUCAUCUCUGCCUGCAACGGGGACUCGGGUGGCCCACUGAACUGCCAGAAUGAGAAUGGAAUCUGGGAAGUGCGUGGCAUCGUCAGCUUUGGCUCCGGCCUGGGCUGCAACACUGCCAAAAAGCCCACGGUCUUCACCCGCGUGUCGGCCUACAUCGACUGGAUCUGGGAGAAAACACAGCUGUGA
Ochotona curzoniae (black-lipped pika) is the source of this 807-nucleotide messenger RNA. RefSeq names its product chymotrypsin C (gene CTRC). The record is from RefSeq and is a predicted model, not a curated record. The coding region runs from base 1 to 807 and encodes 268 amino acids. Gene Ontology annotation, biological process: proteolysis. The transcript has 8 exons. NCBI's taxonomy places the organism in Eukaryota, Metazoa, Chordata, Mammalia, Lagomorpha, Ochotonidae. Gene Ontology annotation, molecular function: serine-type endopeptidase activity.